This is a messenger RNA of Heteronotia binoei (common prickly gecko), 506 nucleotides long. RefSeq names its product ATP synthase membrane subunit k (gene ATP5MK). The coding region runs from base 150 to 329 and encodes 59 amino acids. The transcript is spliced from 4 exons. The record is from RefSeq and is a predicted model, not a curated record. NCBI's taxonomy places the organism in Eukaryota, Metazoa, Chordata, Lepidosauria, Squamata, Gekkonidae.
CAUCUUGUGAGUGAAGGGCAUUGAAUGGUUGUGGUUCUGUAGUAGAUUGGUCCGUGAGAUUGGGGAAUUUUGCUUUGGUGGAAGCGUGAGUAAUUUUUGUGUGAAGAUACAGUUUCUCCGAUGCCUCCUUAGUCUCAUGACAAGCAGUGAUGGCAGGACAUGAUUCUGGAGCGCAUCCACAAUUCACAGGGUUUCAAAAAUACUUCAAUUCUUACACCUUGAUUGGCCGAAGGAAUUGUGUAAUAGCCACAUAUGCAAGCGUUGCAAUGCUCAUCCUGUACUUCAAACUAAGGCCUAAAAAACAAAAACCAGCUGUGACAGAGAAAUAAAAUGGGUUGUUAAUGUGCUGGUAGUGAACUUCCAAUGUGGUAUUGAUGCAGCCAGAAAAAAACUGAUGUACAGUUCAAAUAAAUCAUGACCAGUGAUGGAAUUUGUCUUCUGUACAUAUUGCCAGUAGUGAAGUGAUUCUACAUAAACAAUAAACACGUCUAAAAUGUUCCAAUUUA